CGAGACGGUUCGCUACUUGUCGGCAACAUCGAGUCAAGUGGAAAAUAGAAAUAGAAAAAAGUGAAAUGAAUUUGAAGUGAAUGCAAAGCAGCAGAAUGCUCAAGCCAAGCCAAGUGAAGGCAGACAAUACAUGUUAAUUAAGUCAGUGAAAAGUAUAAAUUUUGAAAUAGAAUGUUUUGUGCAGACAAGUGUUGGCCGAUCGAGAGACGUUCCCUAGUGUGCAAAUGAAAAAAGUUUAUUGAAAAUGUUUUGGAAGAAAUUUUGUAAACUACAUCUGUAAUCUAUUUUUUGUGUGCUGACUAUUUUCAAGGCAUUCGCGUCGUAAGUAAUUCUGGUGCUGAGCGUUUUCAGCGAGCUAAUUGCGUUUUGCUUUAAGCUAUCCUUUUAGGCUAUCACCGCUUUGCGCGUGUACAACAAUUUUCGCUAACUAAGUCAAUGAGUGUAAAUCCCUUAAGCUGAAAAAUAAAAUCGUAAAAAGUGAAAUUUAUAUAAAAGUAGAAAAUUAAGAAAAGAUGAUACAAAUAGUGCUUCAUUAGGGUAACAAACGCUUCUGGUCAACGAGUUUAUAGCAAAGGUCAGAGUUGGCAUGGAAUUCACACCGGAAAAGCUGAUGGAAAUCCAGUAGGCAAAAUGCUGUAAAAAUCCAUGCCUGAUUAACGCCAUUCGCAUUGAUAUUCUAAAGGCUAAAUAACCGUUAAUAAGAUAAGCGCACAUACACACGUUUUUAUAUCGCGUGAGUGAAGAGUUGUUAGUACAAUUUAAGCGAAGAUUUAAAAAAGUCAUAAUUACGAAAAAAAAUUAAAAAAUUAACAAAAUAAUACAAAAACUCAAAAUAAAAAUUAUAUAAAAAAUUAAAAUUUGCAAAAAUAAAUUAAAAAAAUUAAAUCUACAUUUUUAACUAAUUUGAACUGAUGUAAACCGCAGCUUGAACUUUCGUACGUUUAAUACUUUUUGCGUAGUCAAAAUGUGUAAUUUCCUCAGCGAACGACGUCGACGAGUCCUGCGCCAAAGUGCCGAGCAGCCCUCUUUGUGUAGCGAAGCGUUUUGUUGUUGCGGGUCGCUUAGUUGCGCUGCUCAUGAAUAACGGACGGUGGAAAGUUGUAUUCACGCACACAUACACACACGCACACCAACGAAACCGCUACAGUUACAUUUACACGCUCAGCGAACAACAAGAGCAACAAGAACAGCAACAACAACAACAACCAGCACACAGAAAACAAAUGCAUUCUUCAGCCGACACAAGUUAAGUGAGUUGUGAGUUGCAAGCGUUGAGAAGCAGGCAAGUGAAAAGCAUAGCGGUGGAUAGCUGAAGUGGGCGCGAGAAAUCGACGAGCAACAGUUACAGCCAUGCAACGCGCCUAAAAGCCGGCAACACUACAAAGUUUAUUGCCAUAAAAAAUCAAAAGCGCAGAAAAAUCACAAACACCGUUAAACGAAGGUGGUAAAUACCGAGGAAAGGGUUGCUCAAAAGUGUGGAAAUAAGCUGGCAGGCAGUUUUGUGUGUGAAAAGAGGGACGAAGACGGAAGAUAAAGUGUAAAAGGUUGAAAGUAAAGCAAAGGAACCAACAGCACCGGAACUAAGGAAGGCGGAAGAAGCGUGCGAAAGGCAACCAAUUGAAGAAAUACAGACGAAAACACUCAGUGCGACAUUUAAGUGCAAUAACAGCAACAACUGUAAUACAUACUUGAACAAUAAUAAAUAAAUACAACAACAGCAACAACAUUAGUAACACCAUCAAAGCCAAAAACAGCCCUACAACAAGUGCAAUAACAAGGCAUGCACACGUCCAACAAGCAAAGGCAAACAGUACAAGCGACCGAACAACGGAAAAAAGUUGGAAAAAUGCAAGCAGAAUAGUAGUCGCAAUUGAAAAAAUUCACAAAAAAAAACUCUCUUGGCAACUCGAAAUUUUUAACUUCAAAAUAACACUCUACGUCUACCCACACAAGCACAUGCACUCUGGAAGAAAGCAACAAAAGUUUGUGUUUUUGGCGUCUAAGCACCUCAAGUGCUGCCAGCAAAAGAGCUGUGACAUCACUUUUAUUGCAAAAUAUAAUCGAAUAAAAGAAUCGAAAACAAACCUAAAAGUCAGCAGCUGGCAACGGACAACACUCUUUGAAUACCAGCCGACGCUUGCUGCCGCGCUGAAGGUUAGAGACCUCUAAACGACAUUUAUUAAGUGCAUGUAAAUAUCUAUUGCUUUCUGUACAGCAUGGCACACCAACAACAAAUGUUUCUAGCUCCACUUCAUUCGCUUACAAAUCCCUGACCAUAAAUGGCAGUGACUCGAAGACAUAACUAUGUAAAAAAGGUCUUCAUCGCCAAACUCGAACUGUGAAAGCGCCUCGAAAAUAACAAAAAAACAAAUUAAAACUACAAAAAUAAUUUCAAUAAACAGACUCGUUAAGCCACGGCGCAUUCGCAACUUUCAUGAAAUUCCCCACAGUGGCGAUUUUGCUAUUUUCAAACGCCACAAAAUAUCAGAACUAAAAACAAUCGCAUCACUUUUUACUAAAAAUCAAUAACGGAGAGUGAAAUUUCGAAUUUAAUCACAAUUUUUGUCGUGUUGAGUGUAAAUUGAAUUUGAGGUGCAAUCAAAUGCAUUCGGUUGUGGCAGGAUUGGCUACCCCAAGAGCGGGUGGCCGGCAGGCAACAGCAAGCAGCAGCCUAACCACUGCGAUCACAUGGUUACUGUUGCUGGGAUACGGAUUACUGAUUUCAUUGCCAGUUUGCACAGCUGGCCCGCAUGAGAAACGCCUACUGCACGCCCUGCUCGACAACUACAACAGUCUGGAGCGGCCCGUUGUGAAUGAAUCCGAUCCACUGCAGCUGAGUUUCGGUCUGACGCUAAUGCAAAUCAUUGAUGUGGACGAAAAGAAUCAAUUGCUUAUAACAAAUAUUUGGCUGAAAUUGGAAUGGAACGAUAUGAACUUGCGUUGGAACUCCAGCGAGUACGGUGGCGUGCGAGAUUUGCGCAUACCACCACACAGGCUGUGGAAACCCGAUGUGCUUAUGUACAACAGUGCCGAUGAGGGUUUCGAUGGCACCUAUGCCACCAACGUUGUGGUUCGCAAUAAUGGUUCGUGUCUCUAUGUGCCGCCUGGUAUCUUUAAGUCCACCUGCAAAAUAGACAUUACGUGGUUUCCAUUUGAUGAUCAGCGUUGUGAGAUGAAAUUCGGCUCAUGGACAUACGAUGGAUUCCAGCUGGACUUACAACUGCAGGACGAAGCCGGCGGCGAUAUUUCGAGUUUCAUAACGAACGGCGAAUGGGAUUUGCUAGGCGUACCCGGUAAACGAAAUGAAAUCUACUAUAAUUGCUGCCCAGAACCUUAUAUUGACAUAACGUUCGCCAUUUUAAUACGACGGAAAACUUUGUACUAUUUUUUUAACUUAAUUGUGCCGUGCGUACUGAUAGCCUCUAUGGCACUGCUAGGGUUCACACUGCCCCCCGAUUCUGGUGAGAAGCUCUCGCUAGGAGUUACAAUUCUACUAUCGCUAACAGUCUUCCUUAAUAUGGUGGCCGAAACGAUGCCAGCGACCUCUGAUGCAGUGCCGCUUCUAGGAAGUUAUUUCAAUUGCAUUAUGUUUAUGGUGGCCUCAUCAGUUGUGUCAACCAUACUUAUCCUCAAUUAUCAUCAUAGAAAUCCAGAUACGCAUGAAAUGAGUGAAUGGAUAAGAGUAAUAUUCCUUUAUUGGUUACCUUGCAUAUUGCGGAUGCAAAGGCCGGGACAGGUCGGCUACGAAUGCCCGCCGCCGCCGUCGUCAUCGAGUUCAUCCAAUGCCGGCGAUAAAAAGCAUCAAAUGCAAAAUGUCGAGCUUAAGGAAAGAUCGUCGAAAUCCUUACUGGCCAAUGUACUGGAUAUUGACGAUGACUUUCGCUGCAAUCAUCGCUGCGCCAGCGCCACAUUACCACAUCAGCCGACCUACUACCGCGCCAUGUACAGGCAAGGCGAUGACGGCAGUGUCGGGCCAGUGGGCCCCGUCGGCCCUGUUGGCCCGGUCGGUGAUACGCGCAUGCACGAGGCCAUGUCGCACACCUGUCUCAGCUCUUCGGCGGAAUAUGAACUAGCGCUUAUCCUCAAAGAAUUGCGAUGGAUUACAGAUCAGUUGAAGAAGGAAGAUGAAACGGGUGAUGUAACGCGCGAUUGGAAAUUCGCAGCGAUGGUAGUAGAUCGCUUGUGCCUUAUAAUUUUCACGCUUUUCACAAUAAUUGCCACUUUGGCGGUACUCUUCUCCGCGCCACAUUUCAUUUUCCCGUAAUUUGUGUCAACAUUGCAAAUACUUCGGAGAAUCUGGCAACUACAACGGAGCAUUAAAUGUUUUCAGCAGCAACACAGCAAUGCCCGACUACAAUCAAGAAAAGCUACAAACUUAUAAGCUGAUAUUUUUUUUUUUUUUUUCGAUAGCAAAUUUUUUAGUAAAAUGCAUUUGCCUCUUCUUAAUUUUAACCAAGCAAAUUAAAAUAGCAAUGCCUACGCAUAUAUGUACAUCUGUGUGCGUGUGUUUAAAAAUGCAAAAUGUGCCUGAGCAAAUGAAUGAAAAUGUGUAAAUUCUAAGUCAGCAUUGAAAAGUGAUUUUAAUUUUUUACGGAAAAAAAUUAACUAAUCAACAGUAGUAGUGCAUAAUCAUACAUGUUUCAUAUAUAAUUGGGAUUAAAAACACUUUCAUUCUCUCGUAUUCUUACAUUCAGAUACUCGAUUUUUCUAAAAAUCAUUUAAGGCUCAUCUUAAUAUUUGUAAGCAAUGCUCACUGCACGUCUCCUUCAUUACGCUUAAGCCUCGUUGUUAAACAAACCGCACAAAAUGCAUUUCCCCACUUUUUUUGCCAGUGUGGUGCUGUGCCUAAAACUAUGCUGUAGAGCCCGAAUUGUAAAAAAAUAAAUCUCAACUUGCUCAGAAAUAAAAUAGAAUAAAAAGUUCUCUUACAUUAACUUAAUCCAAAUUUAAAAAACAUUAGUUUAAAUUAAGUCAUAUAAAUGCCAAAUGAAAUAAUCUUAAAUAAAACAUAAUUAAGUAAAAGAAAAAAUUAAAUAAAAUAAGAUAUAAAAGCAUAUAAAACAAUAAAAUAACAUCCAAUAAAUUUAUAAAAAAUAAAACAAAAUUAAAUUCAUUAAUUUAAAUAAAAAGAUUGUAAACAAAAUAAAAUAAA
Ceratitis capitata (Mediterranean fruit fly) is the source of this 5152-nucleotide messenger RNA. It is a transcript of the gene nAChRalpha7, whose product is annotated as neuronal acetylcholine receptor subunit alpha-7. The coding region runs from base 2603 to 4264 and encodes 553 amino acids. Lineage: Eukaryota; Metazoa; Arthropoda; Insecta; Diptera; Tephritidae. The transcript is spliced from 15 exons. The record is from RefSeq and is a predicted model, not a curated record. Gene Ontology annotation, molecular function: acetylcholine-gated monoatomic cation-selective channel activity; transmembrane signaling receptor activity. Gene Ontology annotation, biological process: signal transduction; monoatomic ion transmembrane transport; regulation of membrane potential. Gene Ontology annotation, cellular component: postsynaptic membrane; neuron projection; synapse.